Erinaceus europaeus (western European hedgehog) is the source of this 3133-nucleotide messenger RNA. RefSeq names its product gap junction protein alpha 1 (gene GJA1). Lineage: Eukaryota; Metazoa; Chordata; Mammalia; Eulipotyphla; Erinaceidae. Gene Ontology annotation, biological process: cell-cell signaling; heart development. The transcript has 2 exons. Gene Ontology annotation, cellular component: connexin complex. Gene Ontology annotation, molecular function: transmembrane transporter activity. The record is from RefSeq and is a predicted model, not a curated record. Bases 225 to 1373 code for a protein of 382 amino acids.
UGUGCUUCAAGUUAGAAAAAAGCCUUUUACGAGGUAUCAGCACUUUUCUUUCAUUAGAAGGAAGGAGUGAGCAGAGUACCAAACAGCAGCAGAGUUUUAAAGUUUAAAUAGACAGGUCUGAGUGCCUGAACUGGCUUUCUUAUUUUACUUCGUCCACUAAGGAGUGAAAUCACUUGGCGUUCCUACUUCACUUCUUUUAAGAGAAAGAGCUUUGCCCAGGCAACAUGGGUGACUGGAGUGCCUUAGGCAAACUCCUUGACAAGGUUCAAGCUUAUUCCACUGCUGGAGGGAAGGUGUGGCUGUCAGUCCUUUUCAUUUUCCGAAUUCUGCUACUGGGGACAGCUGUUGAAUCAGCCUGGGGCGACGAGCAGUCUGCCUUUCGUUGCAACACUCAACAACCUGGUUGUGAAAAUGUCUGCUAUGACAAGUCCUUCCCAAUCUCUCACGUGCGCUUCUGGGUACUACAGAUCAUAUUUGUGUCGGUCCCCACACUCUUAUACCUGGCCCACGUGUUCUAUGUCAUGCGGAAGGAAGAGAAACUGAACAAGAAAGAGGAGGAACUCAAAGUUGCCCAAACCGAUGGCGCCAAUGUAGACAUGCAUUUGAAGCAGAUUGAAAUUAAGAAGUUCAAGUAUGGUAUCGAAGAGCACGGCAAGGUGAAAAUGCGAGGGGGCUUGCUGCGAACCUACAUCAUCAGUAUCCUCUUCAAAUCAGUUUUCGAAGUGGCUUUCUUGCUGAUCCAGUGGUACAUCUAUGGAUUCAGCCUGAGCGCUGUUUACACUUGCAAAAGAGAUCCCUGCCCACAUCAAGUUGACUGCUUCCUCUCUCGUCCCACGGAGAAAACCAUUUUCAUCAUCUUCAUGCUAGUGGUGUCUUUGGUAUCUCUUGCCUUGAACAUCAUCGAGCUCUUCUAUGUCUUCUUCAAAGGUAUUAAGGAUCGUGUGAAGGGUAAGAGUGAUCUUUACCAUGCCACCACAGGACCACUGAGCCCCUCCAAAGACUGUGGAUCUCCGAAGUAUGCUUAUUUCAAUGGCUGCUCCUCACCUACGGCUCCCCUCUCACCUAUGUCUCCUCCUGGGUACAAGCUGGUGACCGGAGACAGAAACAAUUCUUCCUGCCGUAAUUACAAUAAGCAAGCCAGCGAGCAAAACUGGGCUAAUUACAGUGCAGAACAGAAUCGAAUGGGGCAGGCCGGAAGUACCAUCUCUAACUCGCAUGCACAGCCUUUUGAUUUCCCAGAUGAUGCCCAGAAUUCUAAAAAAUUAGCAGCAGGGCAUGAACUGCAACCAUUAGCCAUCGUAGAUCAGCGACCUUCCAGCAGAGCCAGCAGCAGAGCUAGCAGUCGCCCUCGGCCUGAUGACUUGGAAAUCUAGAUUCGGGUUCAAGAGCAUCAAGAUUCCACUCAACAUGGAGAAGGAGAAAAUAAAAAGGUGCUGUCGAAAAUGCACCUUUAGGUGUUCAUUUUGUUAUUUCAUUGGAGGUGGUACUCAACAGCCUUUGUCAUGGGGCUUAGAAAACAGACAUUAGAAUACUUGGGCUCAUGGUGGGGGGCGGGGCUUUGUUUGGGAUAGGUGGGUAAGAAGGGAAAGGAAGGGACAAGGGAGGUACCUGUGGUAUUUAAUGUAGUGGAUUCAAAGAACUUCAAUUCUAUAUAAGAUCUGCAUUGGGUGAUCUGUAGGUUAAGGGCCUUUUUUCUUCACCUUUUUCCCCACCUCUAAGAAUUGUUCUUUGUAUUGUGAAAAAGUGGGUGCAUGGCUAGAUAUAUUUCUCAUUUUACCAAGAAGCCGAAAUAACUGACCAGGAAACACUUCCUGAAUAUCUUCUUUUCAUCAAGAAAUAAACAUGGAUUGUCCUUAUGUCCCUGCUAAAACAUUCCAUUCUUAAAUUUGUACUUUGAAGGUUAACUUUCUAGGUCUGACCCUCCAGGUGUCAAUGAACUUGUGCUACUAUUUUUUUUUUUAAAAUGUCAGUUAACUUCAGACCAGGCCUACAGAAAGACUUUCUAUGCCUUUGAAAAUCUCAUUCAGCUGUAGGUAUGCCCUUUCUUUUUGAAAGAUCCAUUUGCAUUGUAUUUCCCAUCACUUGUUCAUCAUUCCUCAACUACUAUUGACAUCCAUUUAAUGAUUUCUGAAAACUUUUUUUUUUUUAAUGGUUGGGAUGACACUUAACAUUUUUUUGAGUUAGAGUCAGGAAAGCAAGCCAUGCUUGAUAUUUAACAAUCACAUCUAUGUGUGUGUAUGCAUGUGUGGAAGAGUGUUUUUAUUUGUCAUGUAUUGGUACAAGCAGAUGCAGUAUAAACUCACAAACACAGAUUUGAAAAUAAUGCACACACAGUGUUCAAAUUUGAACUUUCCUCAUGGAUUUUUGUGGUAUGGGCCAAUAAAUGGUGUUUACAUUAUGUAAAUCCUGCUGUGCAAAAGAGCACAUUUUUCCCCCUAAAAUGUCCCCCCCCCCCGUAUCCUAUAGUGGGUACUGGUUUUGUUAAAUAUGCUUCUUUUAUCUCUCUUUUUUUUUUUGAUAUAGCAGUAAUGCUAUUGUUAAGAUGAAUGAUUUUUUUUUCUGAAAUAUAAUCAUUGAUGCUUGAAUGAUAGAAUUUUAGUACUGUAAACAGGCUUUAGUAAUUAAUGUGAGAGACUUAGAAGAAAUACUUAGAGUGGAAUAUUACUACAUGUGCCUAAAUGAAUUUUGCAGUAACUGGCAUUCUUGAUUUUUGUUCUACUUAAUACACAUUAAUUCAAAAAAUUGUAUUCUAUUAAGAGUUUGACAGCCUUGGGAGUGGCCAGCAACUUUAAUGUUUGCACUAAGACUUUAUUUGGAAUGCAAGGAGGUUGAAAGGUUUCAGUAGUACACAUGUAACUAAUUUAUGUGAAAUAAGAAGUGCUAAAGAGAUCUACCAGUUUCUUUCAAAUGCCUUUUUGAAAAACUCAUCACAGAUGAUUAGUGAAAAUGCAGUGUCAUACUUCUUGCAUGUGUCAGCUAUAUUAAGCAGUUUUAUACAAUGAGAAAUACUAACUUGUUUGACAUUCCAUGUUAAACUGCUGUCAUGUUCAGCUUCAUUGCAUGUGAUGUAGACAUAAAUUGAGUUCUGGAGAGUGUUCUUUAUUCAAUAAAGUUUUAAUUUAGUACAAAGAUA